Molecule: messenger RNA, 1536 nt
Organism: Solanum lycopersicum (tomato)
Lineage: Eukaryota; Viridiplantae; Streptophyta; Magnoliopsida; Solanales; Solanaceae
Product: inactive protein RESTRICTED TEV MOVEMENT 2
Source: RefSeq, a predicted model, not a curated record
AAAUGGAAGAAGUUGUAACCCACAAAAUAUUCAUCAAACCAUUCAAACUCUCAACAACUAUUUCAAAGAUAAAUAAACCUUUCAUUUGUUGUUUACUAGAAGGGGGAAAAAAUGGCAAUGAGACCAAGAGGCGGUGGCGUUGGACCUAAUCGGGGACCUGCAGCACGGGCAGUUUACGAAGAUUUUAGGCCUGUUCAUGAGCGGCAUCAAGAUGAAGAAGCUGAAAAACUAGUUAUUUAUCUUCCUGGUUUCAUGAAGGAGAACAUCAGAGUGAGUACAGAAGGCAAGAACACAGUGAGAGUGCGUGGAGAACGGUUUGUAGGAGGCAACAAAUGGCAUCGCUUUCAAGAAGAUUUCCAAGCACCUGAUGACUGUAACAUGAGAGGCAUCCAUGCCAAAUUUGAGAAUGGAAUCCUCAUUAUCACUAUGCCAUGGAAAAUGCCAAAGCAGUUAGCCGAUGAACACACAAAACAAUCCGCUCCCAUAAUCCCUCAUAAGGAUGAUAAUGUUCCUCCCAGAACCACUCAUCCAACUGUUGAAACCCCAAGAAAAACCACAGCUCAACGUGCUGACAAAGAUCAAGAUUCUACAAGAAAUGAGACAUCAAAGACAACUUACCCAACUACUGAAGCCACCCCAAAAAAACCAACCCAUUUAAAACCCACAGCUCAACUGCCAAAACCUCAACAUGAUGACAAAGAUAAAGUAUCUACAAGAAAUGAGACAAUGGGGAGUGCUGAAUCAUCAAAGACUCAAAACGGCGAUAAUGUUCCUCCAAAAACAACUUAUCCAACUACUCAAGCCGCUCCAAGAAAACCAACCCCUUUAAAACCCACAGCUCAAUUGCCAAAGCCUGAAAAUACUGACAAUGAUCAAGAUUCUAGAGUAAAGGAAAUGAAAUUCUUUGACGACCAAUUGAUGAGCCCUGAAUCAUCAAAGACUCAAAUGGGUGAUGAAGAUAUAGAUUUUCCAGCUCUUAGAGCAACAACAUUAGGAAAAACUAGUGGUGAAAGGGAAAAACCAAAAGAUGAAAAGAAAAUCUUCGAAGGUCUAGUUGGGAGUAUUGAGCCAAAGAUUCAAAAGAGUAAAGAAGAAAACUUGGAUCAGAACAGAACACAACUGAUCAAAAGUGGCAAGGACGUUGGAAAGGAGGAGAGCCAUGAUGCAGGUGGAAAGAUCGUUGCCGAAAAGAUUAAAGAUUUAAGAGAAGAGUUUCAAGAACAGGUUGGCCAGAAAGGAUCAAAAGAAAAGGAAAGUACAAGUAAUGUAGCUGCUGGUACCUCUUUUUAUACUGGCAGUAUUAGCAACUUGAAGAAAAGCAUUGUGGAACUAAAUGAAGAGAGACAACUGCUUGUUAAUGCUGGAGCUGCUGUGAUGGUGAUUAUGGCUCUUGGGACUUAUGUUUACUACUCCAUCAGAUCAGGGAGAACUGAGUAAAAACAACCAACACUUGAGUUACGUAAAAAUGUACAAAAUUUACAUGGAUUGUAAUGCCUUAAUUAAUGCAAAUAAAAGAAAAUGGGGUUUACAAGUGCA